Kickxella alabastrina is the source of this 1052-nucleotide messenger RNA. RefSeq lists its product as uncharacterized. The coding region runs from base 98 to 898 and encodes 266 amino acids. Lineage: Eukaryota; Fungi; Kickxellomycota; Kickxellomycetes; Kickxellales; Kickxellaceae. The record is from RefSeq and is a predicted model, not a curated record. The transcript has a single exon.
AGACGGUCCCAACAGACGCUGAUGCGCCAACACCAACACCGACAGAUCCAAUCGCGCUGAUCGACACGUGUCAGGCGCAGAUACAGUCGAUAUCAUUAUGGAGCUGCCGUCAUCAGCUGCUUUUGUUGCUACUGUUGCACAAUCCGAAUCAAAGAGCCCUGAUGGGAGCACAGCAGCCGACCAACCUGAUAGCAAUGCCGAGCCUGCAGCGAACGGCCCUGACGCUGCCGAUGGCAAAUCAGCAAUAGCGGCGCCCGUCAAGAAGCAGCGGCUUUCGCUGGAGGACUACAAGAAGCGGCGCGUCAACACCGUCACUUCGCCGAGCAAGGACUCUGACGCCAAGGACGGUGCGAGCGAUGUUGGGUCAGAGAGGCAGCACGACGCCGCCGACUCUUCCGCCCCUGGUGACGAGCAUCCGGAGACACCUGUUACGAGCGAGGCUCCGCUAAAUAGAGCCAAGCUCUCUCUGGAAGAGUAUAUCCGGCGGCGCAAGCCAAGCGGGACCUUUUCUGCGGAUGGCGAGUCGAUAACAGACAACACUGCCGCCGAGAAGGGGUCUCUAUCGGUGAGCGCAGUUGCAGGUGCAGCCACAACAAAUCAGCUAGUAGUGGUACCAUCUUCAGAUGCGGACAAGCCCGAGCAGGCGAAUGCUAGCGUCUCUGCCCCGUCCCUGUCGCCGCUGGCCAUCCGCAGCUUACCCGAAACAGCGCGUGCCGCGGAGCCCGUCGCUCCUCAGGCGGCGAUCACAUCGCGCAUCACACGCUCGCCAAUACACCCCAUUUCGCACCUAUGCCUAUACGGCCUGGCGAAGCAGCCGGCAAACGGGGCGUCCUCUCGCCACCGCCACCACCGCCGCCUUCCAACGCCACGACGAUGCCAUUGGAAACCGCAUCGAUGAUCGCAGCAAUGGGCCCAGCAACGACCAAAUCAACAUUGCGGAUCAGCCGGGCGUGGUGGCAAUGCACCAAACACCGGCGGUGGCGAGCCGCACCACCGCUUCGAGCGCGGGCCCAACAUCCACAACGGCUACGAGCGCGAUCGGGAACGCGGGC